Messenger RNA from Diatraea saccharalis (sugarcane borer), 441 nucleotides. The record is from the annotation of a GenBank genome assembly. NCBI's taxonomy places the organism in Eukaryota, Metazoa, Arthropoda, Insecta, Lepidoptera, Crambidae.
AUGUUGAUUAAGUCGAGUACAUGAAGCGGGCAAGCGACAGAUGUAGACGUGCGUCUAGUAGCUCCUAGUUGGGUAGCACGCGGAGGUUCUGCCACUCUACGAUGCUUACACCAAGUGCCACCUCAACUACUAUACAAAGUAGAGUUCCUGAGGUCCGAGGCGAAGUUGCUUCAAUAUGUCCGGGAGAGGGUUCCACCGUUCACCAAUUACACUUUCCACGGAGGAAAACUUAAUAUGUCACUAGCUACAGAGAACUCUAUUACCAUAGACAGCCUGGACCCGUCUGCCACAGGCGUGUAUUGGUGUGAGGUGUCCUUAGAGACACCUAUCUUCACGGCAGCCUCCCCCCCUCACCAACUGACAGUCGUAUGUGAGUAUAAAUAUGAUUUACAUUGUAUUGUGCACACAACGAAUACGGAAUGUAUCCAUUUAGAUGAAUAA